Molecule: messenger RNA, 990 nt
Organism: Trichomonas vaginalis G3
Lineage: Eukaryota; Parabasalia; Trichomonadida; Trichomonadidae
Product: RNA (guanine-N7)-methylation family
Exons: 1
Coding region: 1-990 (329 amino acids)
Biological process (GO): RNA (guanine-N7)-methylation
Cellular component (GO): tRNA methyltransferase complex; cytosol; nucleus
Molecular function (GO): tRNA (guanine(46)-N7)-methyltransferase activity; protein binding
Source: RefSeq, a predicted model, not a curated record
AUGGCGAAGUUGAUAGCUUGCACUGAAAAUCAUGUCUUUGCUACAAUUGCACCAAACAAGCUUGCAGUUUUAGAUAAGAACAAUAAAAUAUCGAGUGAAACUGAACUUGAAGCUGAUUUAAACGCAAUUGCUAUUGAUAAAAAUCGCAUUGCAGUUGGAUUGAGAAACAAAGAAAUUAUUAUUUAUAACUAUCAAGAGGAUGGCACAAUCACUGAGCAAUUCAAGGCUACAGCCGAAAGAAUCGCAGAAGAAUUAGCAUUUUCUGAUUAUAAAGGAAAAGAUUGCCUUCUUCUUAACGAUGGUGGCGACAUAUUUGCAUAUGAUAUUGCUGAUAUGAAGAAUCCACACCUUUUAUUGGGCCAUAUCGCUACAACAACUUCAUUCGCAAUUUCUCCAGAUCAUAAAGUUCUUGCAACAUCAGAUAGAGAUGGCAGAAUUAGAUUUUCUAAGUAUCCAAAUGCUUUUGAUAUCAUUACAUUCGGUCUUCAACACGAAGAAUUUAUUUCUGAUAUAAUUUACCUUCCAUCUGGAGAACUUAUUUCUGCAGAUGGUGAUGGACAGCUCGCCAAGUGGGAUUCUAACGGUAAUUUUGUUAAAUUAGAAAGAACAUUCACAGAACAAACAAUUAUCAGACGAAUCUGCUUAUUCAACGAUAAAAUCGCAGCCAUCAACGAAAACAGUAGUAACGUUUACGUAGUUGAUACAGAAUCAUUAAAAGUUGUCGAUACAAUCAAGACAAACUUGCAACCACUCUGUAUUGCUCCUUUCCAAGGUGGAUUGAUCUGUGGCUGCAAUGGCGAAUUACUCAAAAUUUCUGGAAAUGAAAUUUCAGUUAUUCCAGGCUUCGACUUUAAGAUUGAUCCAAUGCCAACAAUCGCAAAAUUACGUGUUACAACAAAGCAAAUCAUACAUAAGAACGAAAAGAAUACAGAAAUUUAUAAUAUCUGGAGACAUCCAGAAUUGUUCCCAUCUCGUGACCACGAACAAUAA